CCCAAGGAGGAAAAAAAAAAAAAAAGCUGAAGAAAUGAAGAAACCAUUUGAGUUGCGUGUGGCUAAGCUAAAAAGCACCGGCACCCCUGCUUGUCCUCUGCUUCACUUCACUCUCUUCAACCUUGUGUUCUAACUCAUAACUCAACAGGUCUAUAUAGUGAAGAAUUGAAAGAAGUGUGGGGAAUUUGAAAGGGGGAAGAGAAGGAAACUGUGGCUUCUGCGACCUUGUUGUGCUGGUGCAGUUCAGACUUGAUAAGGCAUGCAUGAUUCAUGUUCCUAUUUUUUUGCAAGACAGGAGGUACUGAAUUUGAAUCAAACAAUAGUGAGAAGCAGAGGGUGUUGUAAUGAUUAUCAAAAGCAAAGGAAGUUUUUUGUGUGUGCCGCAACCGAAGGGUCUGCAAAGUCUAGUAAAUCUGAAGAAACUAUCCCCACUUGGGCUAAACCAGAUUCUGAUGAACCCCCACCAUGGGCUAAGGGUGAAGGCAAAGAGAACUCAUCAAAGCAGAACUUUGAAGUUCCCAUUUUUGUUUAUUUACUUGGCCCGGCAAUUACUGCAAUUGCUGCUAUUGGUUCCAUUUUUGAGCAUGUGAAUCAGAGGCCGGUUUUCGGGAUUGUGAACUCAGACAGCAUUCUGUACGCUCCAUUGCUAGGAUUCUUUGCAUUUACGGGCAUUCCUACUUCUGCAUUUUUGUGGUUCAAGUCUGUUCAAGCCUGUUCAAGCCGCUAACAAGGAAGCUGAUGAGCAAGACAAGAGGGAUGGCUAUCUCUAAAGUCACACUUGCAGCAAUGAGUUAAAUAUAGUGUUAAUCUUCUAUAAACACGAGUACCUCUUUCAUUUUUCUUAACUCUUGGCCUUUCAAUUCAAUUUUGCUUCUAUAAGAUAAGUAUCCUAAUUUUACUUUGUGAUACUCCAUCUGUGAAAUUUUUAGUUUAUAGUUAUGUACACACUUGUGAAUAUCCAAGCUAGCUGAGGUAACAAGUAUACCAUAGUCCUUGUACUCAAAACAUUUUAUGAUUUUUGUUUGUCAUAGAAAUAUCCUGACAGGAUAUACUGAUGCAUAA
Messenger RNA from Populus euphratica (Euphrates poplar), 1062 nucleotides. RefSeq lists its product as uncharacterized. The transcript is spliced from 4 exons. NCBI's taxonomy places the organism in Eukaryota, Viridiplantae, Streptophyta, Magnoliopsida, Malpighiales, Salicaceae. Bases 260 to 727 code for a protein of 155 amino acids. The record is from RefSeq and is a predicted model, not a curated record.